Messenger RNA from Cladophialophora carrionii CBS 160.54, 2541 nucleotides. RefSeq lists its product as uncharacterized. The record is from RefSeq and is a predicted model, not a curated record. Bases 1 to 2541 code for a protein of 846 amino acids. The transcript is spliced from 2 exons. Lineage: Eukaryota; Fungi; Ascomycota; Eurotiomycetes; Chaetothyriales; Herpotrichiellaceae. Gene Ontology annotation, cellular component: rDNA heterochromatin; SHREC complex. Gene Ontology annotation, biological process: silent mating-type cassette heterochromatin formation.
AUGGCACCGAAGCCGGCUCUGGGCUGGGAGAUUAUCGACAGGAAGGGCCACUGGCAAAGACUUCAUGUCGAACCUUAUAGCGAUGGCGAACAGCGACAGUGGCCAGCAAAGCCGUAUCGCCCUAGUUCAGAAGAGCGGUACUUGAUCUCGCUGGCCAAAGCCUGGGCCCAAAAGCUAGGCGUUGAGCAACCAGGCGUUGAGUACUACCUCGACAAACUUCCCGAUGGCUAUGCUCUCUUCGAAUUACCUCAAUUAAAAGCUGGACACAUCUACAAACGACUAUUUGGCCAUCCAAGCGGCAAGUACUAUGACUCGACCUUGCGCUUUCAGCCCCAUUUCUUAUGGUUGAUGUCCGGCAUGGAAGGAGACUGCGCAUGUAUCCACUGCGGAAAUUUCAAACGAGAAGGCCCGAUCAAGCAUAGAACGCGACAUCCUGCCGAGAAGAAGUCUCUGGGUGCCCGGGAGAAAAGAAAAUCGCAGCUGCUGUACGACAGUGAUAAUUCAUCAAGAUCAAAUUCUAUCGCCGGCCCGAACGCUACUGGCACAUCCACGAGGCCUCAACGUCAAGUCAGAACAGCUGGUGCGCCUUACGCUCAGGACGAAGAAGGGACCGAGGAUGUUUACAAGCUGCAGCUCAAGACUUUAGAAGCCCACAGAGAGAGUAAAAAAGGGAUCGAGGACGAUAUCCGCGAACCCAACUCGAUCGAUUGGAGGGCGGAACACUCUUGGCCGCCACCAAACCCGCAAGAUUGGUUCGGAGUCGAUUUACUUCAGCAGAGCCUCACUGCGAUUGAACAUCAGCACUCUUUCGUUCCGCGAGUGGGUGAGCUCGUGCUCUUUUGUCCUACAUUUCUUGAUCAGCACUAUCUGAUGCUGGACGAACGAACGCAGGAGUACAAGUUCUACUCCUUCAAACAGAAGUGCUUCCAUGGAUUUCCCACAUGGCGAGCUGGUGUGAUUGCUGCUAUUCCUUCGGCUACUGCAGCUGAUGGACCGGUGGAUUUCACCGACAUUCAAGAUAUCCCAAAGAAAUCCAACAGUCUAAAUACCGGCGGCUUUCGAGUCGAGACCUUCCCUGAUCCAAACAACGAACAAGAUAAAACGGCAUCGAAACAGUACAAAUACCUGCCGCUACGCAACAUACGACCACUCAGCCACUGGCACUUGUUGCUUCGAGGCAUCCCGAGAACAAAGUGGCACCCAUCGAUCGAACACGCUCUGACCUGCAUGACUAGUAUUUCUCUGUUAGAGAAGUUCUACUUUAAGGGAGACUGGGAAAAGGACAAAACGGGUACCAAGAAACCCCAGGCGAGUAUACGAUGCAAGGGCGUCUAUAUCGGCGCCGAGUUAAUCACGAUCGGAGAUACGGUACGGAUUCUGCCGGAGACGAAGGAGGUGGCUUGUACGGAUGUCUUAGUUGUCGAGUCUAUUCGCCUACAUCUACGAGACAUCACGCCUGACCACUUCUUACCAGACUCACCUUUACUGUCAACACAAUCUUACAUUACCCUCGUUGGUAAAGCAUACACGACUGACAGAAACCGCUACUUCCAGAAGAACCCGCAUGCGCAAGCACCCGCUCCCGCCAUUAAAAUAUCUCCAGAAGAAGUUAAGACGACCUUCCGACCUGUUGGCUCUCCACUAUACGGUCCUUGGUACGCCCUUCACGCUCCUCAAAACCGGUACGAAAUCUCUCAUGACCAGAUACUGGGAAGACUAUAUGAAGGUGCAGCAGUACAACUGUGGACAGGCCUAUUGCAGAGAAAGCCCACCAACGGCGAGAAGUACAUCAAGCCAGUCUUGGACUACGACUUGCAAGGCAUUCAAGAAGGUCGCGUCUAUGCGACCCAUGCCGACGAACGUCUUAAUGAGUCACAUGAAGAACCAUUAGUCUGGUUCUGGGCUGACACGCGCGCUGAGGCCUUGGACCUACAAAGUAUUAACGGGGUUGAAGUGGGCAGGUACGAUAAAGUUCGAGAUAAAGACACCUUGGAACUUUGGAAGACGCAUUUGAGGAUCCUUAAUGGCCAGCAAAUCUCGAUCGACAAUAUCUCCAAAAGUUUCACGAAUUUUGACUCUCUUGACUCCAUCUUGGGUCUUAAGAAGCGUGGCAGGAAAGCUGGAGCUCGAGUCAUCAAUAACAAGGUGUACUAUCCGGGUGAUGCGGGAUAUGAUGACCCAGAUCAGGAAGGUGAAAGCGCGGUACAGCUCACACCAAGCAAGCACAAGGGGAGCCAGAUGGCCGGCGCGGCUCUUGUCUCGACUGAAGAAGAGGAUAGUGAUGAAGAAGCUUUCAUGGAGGCUCAGGAGGAUUGGGACCUACCAGUCGAAGCACGAUCAGAAAGCCCUGCACCGGUCCGACCUGCCCUACUAAUGCCUAAGCCGAAGAGAAUGAAGACCAAAGCUGAAAUCAUGGCAAGUGCAGCCGACGAGCAGUCAUUCUCUGACGAUGACGAUGAGCUGUUUGCGCCGCUACCCAUACGAGGGGGAACGGAGGAAACCGAGGGCGGUGACUACGACCCGGGAGUUGAUGAUGACUAG